Prosopis cineraria is the source of this 1521-nucleotide messenger RNA. RefSeq lists its product as uncharacterized. The coding region runs from base 210 to 1277 and encodes 355 amino acids. The transcript is spliced from 3 exons. Gene Ontology annotation, molecular function: DNA-binding transcription factor activity. Lineage: Eukaryota; Viridiplantae; Streptophyta; Magnoliopsida; Fabales; Fabaceae. The record is from RefSeq and is a predicted model, not a curated record.
GCAAUGUCCUCUCUCUCUCUCUCUCUCUCUAUCUCUCUCACCAUUUCACAGGCAUUUCUGCUUUGGCUCGCUCCACUCUCUCUCUCUCUCCAGAGCCAAAGAGCAUAUAACACAGAGAGCUUUUAUUUGAUCCCUGCGUCUCUCUUCUCGUUUAAAAUCCAGUCGAUUCUUUCACUGUUGCAUUCAUUUCUCAGCACUCACACACGGCCAUGGCUACUUCGCUUCUUCUGAUGGCCUCCGACAAGAACAAGACCAUGAAGCCACCUUCGGCUCUCUGCGGUUCAUCGGAUCAGGAACUACCCAAGACAGAACCCUCCAGAAGCAGCAGAGGCCGGAAGGCCAAUAAUGGCAAGGGUCUGAAUCAGAAGAAGAAACCCCAGAGAGGUAUGGGUGUGGCUCAGCUCGAAAGUAUCCUCAGGGUUCAAGAGAUGAACCAGAUGCAUCACAACAAGUCUUCUUCUGUAAUACCACCGCUUCUCUCUCCCUUCCCUAUCGGCGGUGACCCCUUCGCCGGCAAUCUUCCCCCACACCAUGGUGCAUCCGCUAACCAUGGACUGCUUCAUCAGUUCCCUCCUCCUCAUCAUUUGAUGUUCAAUGGCAACGCUGUAAUCCCCGGUGGGUUGAGUCAGGGUCCGACCGGUGGGACUGUUCCGGAUAAUGCUGGGUUCAACGUGCUUGGUGGUGGAGGGUACUCGUAUGGGUUCGGACCUCCGGCUUGGAGUCCCUUGGUUGGAAGCCCCUCGGAGACCUCGAGAGAGCUCUCUUCAAUGCCAAAUACGCAUUCUGAAUCUGAACCAUGCGAUCUUUGCUUCAAGAAAAAGCGUUUCACGGACGACAACAUCGUAAAAAGAUCAAAUACGAGGAGAGACAAUGCUUUAGAUAUAAGGUCCAUGAUCAAUGGCCCUGAUCAUUUUCUGGGAUUCACUCCCCAACAAGCUACAAGCCUCCCUCCUGAAGCCACAGAUUUCACCACCAGAUUGUCCACGCACAAUGCUUCUUCUUUUCGCAAUCUUGGCGAGUCUGUGGGAGUUAUGGCGGUUCACAGAAAGGUAGGGCCGAUGAGUGGGAAAAUUUUGAUGGAAUACGAUUUUUUUCCGGGAAAAGAAUAUGGGAAAGGCACGACUUCCAAGGAACUGGAAUUAUCUUUAGUCAGGGGUCAUGAUCAAGCAGCUUCUUGUUCUUCUUCUAUUAUCACUGCAGCAGCUAGAGCUCAUACUAUUGCAGAUACUGCUUCUGCUGCGCCUUCUAAAUCUGUUGAUCUGUCUCUCAAGCUUUAAUUAUCAGAGCUUUAUUUGAGGCUCUCAGACACAUAAAGAAAUAGAAUCAGAGCGAUGAGUCCUUUUUGUUCUUUUGUUUUGAGACUAGUGAUGAUCUGAGAUCCGUGUAAUGCAUAUGUAAGAUGUAGGAAACAACAAACCCCUCCAAUAGUACACCCUUUUUCUGUGUAAUUUCCUUUUGUUGUUAGACUUGAUACUCAUCAAAACAGUCCUAUGCAUCUCCUUCUUGGGAAAAUCAAAUCCC